AGAGUUUGGUGCCCCGGAGUGGGGUGUCGGCGCCUCAUUCGGGUGGAGCUGAGCCGGGGACAGCUGCUUCAGGGCCAGGAGGAACAGGAAGGUGGGAGUUGCAUCCUGGCCCUGCUGUUGACAGCCCUGUGACCCUACGGACUUUCUUUCAAGAAAGAAAGUAAAACUCAGAAGGGCAGUCUGUAAACAGAAGAGCUCAUGCCUGUCUUCUGGGGGUUUGCGGGGUCGGCGAGGAGUCCUGACACGUCACAGGGCAGACAGUCGUGAGAGACUUCAGGACAAGGAUGUUUCACUUAAGGACUUGUGCUGCUAAGUUGAGGCCGUUGACGGCCUCACAGACUGUGAAGACAUUUUCACAGAACAGACCGGCAGCAGCUAGGACGUUGGGGCAGAUUCGGUGUUUUACCGCCCCCGUUGCUGCUGAGCCAUUCCUCAGUGGGACUAGCUCCAACUAUGUGGAAGAAAUGUACUAUGCUUGGUUGGAAAACCCCAAAAGCGUACACAAGUCAUGGGACAUUUUUUUCCGAAACACCAAUGCUGGAGCGCCGCCGGGCACCGCCUACCAGAGCCCGCUCCCCCUGAGCCCGGGCUCCCUGUCCGCCAUGGCGCGAGCGCAGCCUCUGGUGGAUGCGCAGCCCAACGUGGACAAGCUGGUGGAAGACCACCUGGCCGUGCAGUCUCUCAUCAGAGCCUACCAGAUACGAGGGCACCAUGUAGCGCAGCUGGACCCCCUGGGGAUUUUGGACGCCGAUCUGGACUCGUCCGUGCCCGCUGACAUUAUCUCCUCCACAGACAAACUUGACCUUGCAGUGUUCAAGGAACGACUCCGAAUGCUAACAGUAGGAGGGUUCUACGGCCUGGACGAGUCUGACCUGGACAAGGUCUUCCACCUGCCCACCACCACGUUCAUCGGGGGGCAAGAGUCGGCGCUUCCUCUGCGAGAGAUCAUCCGGCGGCUGGAGAUGGCCUACUGUCAGCACAUCGGUGUGGAGUUCAUGUUCAUCAACGACCUGGAGCAGUGCCAGUGGAUCCGGCAGAAGUUCGAGACGCCCGGGAUCAUGCAGUUCACCAACGAGGAGAAGCGGACCCUGCUGGCCCGGCUCGUGCGGUCCACCAGGUUUGAGGAUUUCCUGCAGCGGAAGUGGUCGUCCGAGAAGCGCUUCGGUCUGGAAGGGUGCGAGGUGCUGAUCCCCGCGCUCAAGACCAUCAUUGACAAGUCCAGCGAGAAUGGGGUAGACUACGUGAUCAUGGGGAUGCCCCACAGGGGGCGGCUCAACGUGCUUGCCAACGUCAUCCGGAAGGAGCUGGAGCAGAUCUUCUGCCAGUUCGAUUCCAAGCUGGAAGCCGCUGACGAGGGCUCUGGGGACGUGAAGUACCACCUGGGCAUGUACCACCGGCGGAUCAACCGCGUGACCGACAGGAACAUCACCCUGUCGCUGGUGGCAAACCCAUCCCACCUGGAGGCCGCGGACCCCGUGGUGAUGGGCAAGACGAAGGCGGAGCAGUUCUACUGCGGGGACACUGAGGGGAAGAAAGUCAUGUCCAUCCUCCUGCACGGAGAUGCUGCCUUUGCCGGCCAGGGCAUCGUGUAUGAGACCUUCCACCUGAGCGACCUGCCCUCCUACACGACUCACGGCACUGUCCAUGUGGUCGUCAACAACCAGAUUGGCUUCACCACAGACCCCCGCAUGGCCCGCUCCUCGCCCUACCCGACGGACGUGGCCCGCGUCGUGAAUGCCCCCAUUUUCCAUGUGAACUCGGACGACCCAGAGGCCGUUAUGUACGUGUGCAAGGUGGCGGCCGAGUGGCGGAGCACCUUCCACAAGGACGUGGUGGUGGACCUGGUGUGUUACCGGCGGAACGGUCACAACGAGAUGGACGAGCCCAUGUUCACGCAGCCGCUCAUGUACAAGCAGAUCCGCAAGCAGAAGCCCGUGCUGCAGAAGUACGCGGAGCUGCUGGUGUCCCAGGGCGUGGUGGACCAGCCGGAGUACGAGGAGGAGAUCUCCAAGUACGACCGGAUCUGCGAGGAGGCCUUCGCCCGGUCCAAGGACGAGAAGAUCUUGCAUAUCAAGCACUGGCUGGACUCGCCCUGGCCCGGCUUUUUCACCCUGGACGGGCAGCCGAGGAGCAUGACCUGCCCGUCCACGGGCCUGACGGAGGACAUCCUGACGCACAUCGGGAACGUGGCCAGCUCCGUGCCUGUGGAGAACUUCACCAUUCACGGAGGGCUGAGCCGGAUCCUCAAGACCCGUGGGGAGCUGGUGAAGAACAGGACCGUGGACUGGGCGCUGGCGGAGUACAUGGCCUUCGGCUCGCUCCUGAAGGAGGGCAUCCACAUCCGCCUGAGCGGCCAGGAUGUGGAGCGUGGCACCUUCAGCCACCGCCACCACGUGCUGCACGACCAGAACGUGGACAAGAAGACUUGCAUCCCCAUGAACCACCUCUGGCCCAACCAGGCCCCCUACACCGUGUGCAACAGUUCACUGUCUGAGUACGGGGUCCUGGGCUUUGAGCUGGGCUUUGCCAUGGCCAGCCCUAAUGCCCUGGUCCUCUGGGAGGCCCAGUUUGGUGACUUCCACAACACGGCCCAGUGCAUCAUCGACCAGUUCAUCUGCCCAGGACAGGCCAAGUGGGUGCGGCAGAACGGCAUCGUGCUGCUGCUGCCUCACGGCAUGGAGGGCAUGGGCCCAGAACAUUCCUCUGCCCGGCCGGAGCGGUUCCUGCAGAUGUGCAAUGACGAUCCAGACGUCCUACCGAACCUGGAGGAGGCCAACUUCGACAUCAACCAGCUAUACGACUGCAACUGGGUGGUGGUCAACUGCUCCACCCCCGGCAACUUCUUCCACGUGCUGCGGCGCCAGAUCCUCCUGCCCUUCCGGAAGCCGCUCAUCAUCUUCACCCCCAAGUCCCUGCUGCGGCACCCCGAGGCCAGAACCAGCUUUGAUGAGAUGCUCUCAGGAACCCACUUCCAGCGGGUCAUCCCAGAAGAUGGCCUUGCCGCCCAGAACCCGGAAAACGUCAAGCGGCUUCUGUUCUGUACGGGCAAGGUAUACUACGACCUCACCCGGGAGCGGAAGGCGCGGGGCAUGGCGGAGCAGGUGGCCAUCACACGCAUCGAGCAGCUGUCUCCGUUCCCCUUCGACCUCCUGCUGCGGGAGGUGCAGAAGUACCCCAAUGCCGAGCUGGCCUGGUGCCAGGAGGAGCACAAGAACCAGGGCUACUAUGACUACGUGAAGCCCAGGCUGCGUACCACCAUCAGCCGUGCCAAGCCCGUGUGGUAUGCCGGCCGGGACCCCGCCGCCGCUCCGGCCACUGGCAACAAGAAGACCCACCUCACGGAGCUGCAGCGCCUCCUGGACACGGCCUUCGACCUGGACGCCUUCAAGAACUUCUCAUAGACGCCGCGUGGGCCACUGCCCUCCACAGCCACGGCCGCCCCUCGCUUCUCAACUAAAGAAUAGUGCCUCAGCGCUGCCCACGCCUCUGCCCGUCCGCUGCACCAUGCUCCCCCUCUCUCGCUUACCAGUUUGGCUGCUGUCCCCGUGUGCUUGGCUGCCCCCCGAGGCCAGAGGCCCCCAGCGCUGUGACUUCCGUCCAGCUGGGCAUCCUUCAUGGAGGCCACGGGGAGCGGGAGGAGGAAAGGAGGCCCCUGCAGGUGUCCUGGGAGGGUCAGUUGUGCCCCCUCCCUCCCGCUGCCCCCAUAGGACCAGCCUCACGUGGCCUCGCAGGUACCAGCUGUCCUGGUCACCCCACACGGCGGCUGCUGCACCUGGACAAGGUGGCCGCCUCUUCCCACCCUGAGCACCAGGCCCCUCAGAGGGAGCUAUCACUGUCCAGACUUCGUGGGGUGGGCUGGGCUCCGGUGGGGCUCUCCUUGCACGGGGAGCUGCGGCACUGCUUGGGGCAGCUGGCAGGAGGGGGCCUGCACCCAGCCUGGCACAGAGAGGGCAGGUCCGCUCUCUGCAGUGUCCACUUCCUCUGCUCGAGAGGGUCCCGGGCCACGUGUGGGGACCGUGCCUGCUUCACCCACCUGGGGCCUGGCAGCACUGGAGCCACAGGGUGUGGUGGGGCUCAGGGCUCACUGCUGGGCCCAGUGCAGCCACUGCCUGCCUCCCGCCUGCCCAUCCCGUCCACUCCGACACCAUGGAGACGGAAGCGCUCUUCUCUGUGCCGCCGUGCCUCAGCUGGUCAGGAGCGGGAGAGGAGGGCUGGGCUGAGGGGCAGCUGGAGGAGAGGGGUCCUUCCCUCACCAUCACAGGGACAGAUCUGAUUUAUUUAUUUUGGUUAAAAAAAGAACAAAAACAACUGUGCAUUGCAUUUGGCUUGACCCAUAAACAAAGUUACCCUCAGG
Mustela erminea (ermine) is the source of this 4354-nucleotide messenger RNA. RefSeq names its product oxoglutarate dehydrogenase (gene OGDH). Gene Ontology annotation, cellular component: oxoglutarate dehydrogenase complex; mitochondrion. NCBI's taxonomy places the organism in Eukaryota, Metazoa, Chordata, Mammalia, Carnivora, Mustelidae. The record is from RefSeq and is a predicted model, not a curated record. The transcript is spliced from 25 exons. Bases 285 to 3401 code for a protein of 1038 amino acids. Gene Ontology annotation, biological process: tricarboxylic acid cycle. Gene Ontology annotation, molecular function: thiamine pyrophosphate binding; oxoglutarate dehydrogenase (succinyl-transferring) activity.